Tachysurus vachellii is the source of this 1560-nucleotide messenger RNA. Its product is annotated as TLD domain-containing protein 2-like. Bases 65 to 751 code for a protein of 228 amino acids. Lineage: Eukaryota; Metazoa; Chordata; Actinopteri; Siluriformes; Bagridae. The transcript has 6 exons. The record is from RefSeq and is a predicted model, not a curated record. Gene Ontology annotation, biological process: response to oxidative stress. Gene Ontology annotation, cellular component: nucleus.
CACCGGAGCAUGCUCUGGGACACACAAGGUCGUGUCUCCGGUCAAAUGCAGCAUCUUCUUACACAUGAGUCGUCUCAGUAAGCGUCACUUGUCCUCCACCUGGUUUGAAGGAAGCGUUGAAGAUGAGGAGGAUGAUGAUGAAGAUUUCCAUAUGGUGGAGGCGCAGGACGGACAGAUGCUGGAAGAUAAGUGCGCCACCUGGGACGUCCCCUGUCUGUUCGGACUCGAUGGAAUCAACUCAAACAACAUGUCUGAGGAGAGCAAAGUGCUGAGUGUCACACAGAUACAGCAGUUGUCCUGCUCAUUCCCCGCUAGAUUAAGGUUGUGUGAGUGGAUGUUAGCGUAUCGUACUCAGAGCCACGGCAGCAGUUUGAGGACAUUGUACAGAACCACCAACCAGCUGGACACCUGCAUGAUCGUCCUCGUUAAAGACACCUACGGACAGGUAUUUGGUGCUGUUUGCUCCGCCCCUCUCAGAGUUAGCUCCACCUACUAUGGCACAGGACAAACCUUUCUGUUCUCCUUUUCUCCACAUCUACAGGUGUACAAAUGGACAGGCCUUAACUCCUACUUCAUUAAAGGAAGCGUGGACUCUCUGCUGUUCGGAGGAGGACUAGGCCAAUUCGGUCUGUGGCUGCACAGUGACCUGGUCCGAGGACGCAGCCAGCGAUGUGAGACCUUCAAUAACGACGUGUUGUCUUCAGAGGAAGAUUUUAUAAUCAGUGAGCUCGAGGUUUGGGCUCUAGUUUGACUGUACAAUUAAUUUUGCAAAGUUCUAACCUGAAAUAAGAAUCAAGAAUCAAGCCCACCUCAGUGUCGGCUUGGGCGUCAGCAUCGGCAUCGGCAUGGGCAUGAGCCUCGCCUCGACCUGAUCGAGGCACAGGAGCACCUUUUACCCUUAUGGAAUCGUCGAUGAUGAGCUUUCACAUCACCACGUGGUCGAGAUCUUAAAUCACAUUUGAGAAAUUGAAUGCGUCUUGAAUACUGAUCUCUGAGGAUCAGCGUGAUUCGCCACUAGAGGGCGCUAGAGCCUUAAAGAGAUGAUGAGAAGAGACAUUAUAAACACUGAGCGUCUCUCUUAACUCAUGUUAAAUCCAAGUCAUAGAGGAAGCAGUAAGAAUCAGUAUCUUAAACACUCACAACAGAAAUUCAAUCUGUAUCUGAUUAAUUAACAGAUUAAUAAUCUGAUGACGUCACAAAUUCAAGGUCACGUGACACCCAGUGAGCUGAAACUUCCUAAUGAGAGUUGAAAUGAUCUUCCCAUAACACACUAAUGGUUUUAAUGGUUUCCAGUACUAAUUUAAACUCUAUAUGGUUUAUUAAAGCCUAUAUGAUAGAUAUCUGUGAAGUACUCGUUAGUGUUUAGUUAUUACUUUUAUUCUGUAGUUGCUCUAAAAUUAAAAAAAAAAAAAAAACAUUCUGUAAAAAUGAGAAUUUUCUUUGCGUCAUUUUGAUUAAUAUUAAGAUUUUUUUUGGUUUGUUUGUUUUUAGUUUACACAAAAAAUUAUGAAUUUAUUAAAUAAAAGCAAUGAGACUUUACUGUUGAGUGCCAAAAUUUAU